Messenger RNA from Cordyceps fumosorosea ARSEF 2679, 1719 nucleotides. RefSeq names its product transposase-like protein. The transcript has a single exon. Bases 1 to 1719 code for a protein of 572 amino acids. The record is from RefSeq and is a predicted model, not a curated record. Lineage: Eukaryota; Fungi; Ascomycota; Sordariomycetes; Hypocreales; Cordycipitaceae.
AUGCCUCAACAACGCCUCGACUUCACCCCAACCUCACGACAGUUUACCCCGGCACAAUCGAAUAGCGACCUAGCCCUCUCCAACUCCGCGUUGCGCGACUCGGACGAGGGCAACGCGUCCAACUGCUUAUCACCAUUGCUCCACCUACUCUCAUCAUCUUCAGCACUGUGCCUCAAGCCAAGGACGUCGUGGGUUUUCUCGCAUAUGCCGGACGAAGACAGGGAGACCAGAUACUAUAACCAGCGAACGGGCAAGGAGGAAUGGCGCUGCCGUCACUGCAACAAGACAUAUUCCUGCUCCGGCGGCACCGCAACUCCGGCUAAGUAUCUGACAGGCCCUCCGCCAGAGGGCCAUGGUCUCUCGAGGGGCGCUCCUCGAACAUCCAAGGUGGUCAACAUACGGGUGAUUCUCGAACAAGCUCAGCUUACGGCCGAGGAGAACCCGCGGAAGCGCCGUCGCCUGAACGAUCAAGCAGGUGACUCGGUUGUCCCUGACCAACUCGAAGCAUUAUAUGUGAGGUUUAUUUCGGCCUGUUCUCUGCCAUUUCGUCUCGUCGAAUGUCCCGAGUUUCGAGCGCUCCUAUUGUACCUCAACGACGACGUUGAUACGUGGCUGCCCGACACGCACGAGACGGUCAAGAAAUGGAUAAUGCGACAGUUUGAUGCGGAGAAGGCAAGAAUAAAGCAGGGAAUACAGGCGGCCAAGUCAAGAAUUCACAUCAGCUGCGAUCUUUGGACGUCACCUAAUUGCCUGGCCAUACUCGGCAUAGUCGCACAUUACGUCACAGAAGACGGACAACUAGAGCAUCACACGUUGGCCCUAAAAGACAUUGACAGCGAACACAACGGCUCUCACCUUGCGGCAGCAGUCUUGGACGUGGUGGAGGACUGGGGCUUCGCGUCAAAGCUUGGGUAUUUCAUGAUGGAUAAUGCUGCGAAUAACGACACGAUGAUGACGUCGCUCUCUCUCGACCUCCUACGCCGAUUUGACAUUUACCACGACCCAAAAGUCCACCGCCUUCGCUGUCAGGGUCACAUUAUCAACCUUGCCACCAGGGCUUUCCUCUUUGUUAACGAUAAAGAGACGCUCGAACUUGACGGUUCCAGGAACAGUGCAUCUUUGAAGGACAUACAAGCUUGGCGGGAACGGGGGCCAUUUGGUAAGCUGCGUAACUUCGUUGUAUUCAUCCAACGGAGCGUGCAGCGGAGCCGCAGGUUUCUCGCUCUGAGCGGCAACCACAAGCUCGCGCGAGACAAUGACACAAGAUGGAGCUCAUGGUACAGUAUGCGGACAGCGCUGAACCUUCGCAAGGCAGUUGAUGGUUAUGUUAAUAAAUGGAAGGAAGCUGAGUGCGCCGGGGACGAGCUGUCCGCAGAUGAUUGGGCUGUCCUAGAAAAGAAAAAGGCCUUUUUGGAGAAGCUAAAAAUGACUACCAAGGCUCUUGAGUCGUCUUUCCUUACUCUUGAUCAUGUUCUAUUGGCCAUGAACUUUAUGCUUGGCCAGUUUGGAGCAGGGAAGGCCGCCAGUCGUGAUGAUCGCAUGAUGAGUCCAAUGUACAACUCUGGGUGGGCGAAACUGGACAAGUACUAUUGUCUCACUGAUGAGUCGCCUGCCUAUCUGGCCGCCAUAGUGUUACACCCUUCGCAUAAGUGGCACUACGUACAGGAAAACUGGAGAAAGGAUUGGUUUGAACCAGCAAAGGCGUUGGAGACCCAUUGA